AUGAGAGGGCUUUCUUUAGCUUCCAGGGCAUCGCCUGCAUUUUAUAACCUCUCUAAAUUUCCAAAAUCAUUCAAUCAGCCAAAGUUCACCACUCAAAAGAACCCCUCAAAGCCCAAAACUGAUCAACUUCAAAGGCAAACCUAUGUCACUGAAGCUUCUUUAACAGGUAAUAAUUGUCUUUCUUCACUAAACUCUCAACUUAAAAAAUCCAACUCUGUUUCAGUCCCAAAAGGUCACAUUUCACAUAAUAGAGAUACUAGACCAGUUGAUCAUCAUUAUAUUUCUAGAAUUCUGUCAAGAAAUGACUGGUUUUUACUGCUCAACCACGAGUUUAAGGCAAAAAGGAUUAAUUUAAAUCCUCAGUUUGUAGUUAGGGUUUUGCAAAAUCAAGAAAACCCAAUACAUCCUUUGAGAUUUUAUAUCUGGGUUUCGAAUAUCCACCCGUUAUUUACUAGGAAUCAGGCUGUUAAGGGUGUUUUAGCUAAUGCAUUUUUUCGAAAAGGUCCCGUUGUAUUGUCUGUUGAUUUGCUUAGAGAUAUUAGAAACUCGGGUUUUCGGGUUAAUGAAGAUUUGCUUUGCAUUUUGAUUGGUAGUUGGGGAAGGUUAGGAUUGGCAAAAUAUUGUGAGGAAAUAUUUGGACAAAUAUCAUUUUUGGGUAUUUGUCCUAGUACAAGGAUAUAUAAUGCUGUUAUUGAUGCAUUGGUAAAAUCAAACUCUCUUGACCUGGCUUAUUUGAAGUUUCAACAGAUGUCAGCAGAUAGCUGUAAACCUGACAGGUUUACUUAUAAUUUACUUAUUCAUGGAGUUUGUAAAAUUGGUGUGGUGGAUGAGGCACUUCGGCUUGUUAAGCAGAUGGAGGGUUUUGGAUAUUGGCCUAAUGUUUAUACGUAUACAAUCUUGAUUGAUGGGUUUUGUAAUGCAAAAAGGUUUGAUGAAGCAUUUAGGGUUUUAGAAACAAUGAAGCUUCGGAAUUUUAAUCCUAAUGAAGCUACUAUCAGAUCAUUGGUUCAUGGGGUGUUUCGUUGUGCAGCUCCACGUGAGGCGUUCGUGCUGGUGAUAAAUUUUAUAGAAAAGGAGCCUGUCUUGGGGAGAUUGGCUUGUGAUACGUUACUAUGUUGCCUGUCAGAGAAGUGUAUGCCAAGGGAGGCAGGCGCAUUAUUGAGGAAACUUGGGGAGAGAGGUUACUUGCCUGACAGUUCGACUUUUAACAUCACAAUGACUUGUUUGCUAAAGGGUUUGGAUGUCAAUGAUGCAUGUGGGAUAUUGGAUAGAUUUAUUGAUCGGGGUGUGAAGUUGGGGUUUAGCAUCUAUCUUGCGUUAAUUGAAACUUUGUAUAAGGCAGGAAGAGAUAUGGAGGGUGAUCGGUAUUUGAAUCAAAUGGUCAAGGAUGGACAUCUGUUAGAUGUAUUUUCAUAUAACAUGCUAAUUGAUUGCUUCUGCAAAGCCAAUGUGAUAAACAAGGCAGUAAAGGCUUUCAAAGUGAUGCAAGACAGAGGUAUUUCUCCCAACCUUGUUACUUUUAAUACCCUUAUUAGUGGACACUGCAAAGUUGGAGAGGUCCGUAAAGCACGUGAACUGUUGCAGCUGCUUUUAAAACGGGGAUUGAAACCAGAUAUCUUCACUUUUAGUUCGAUAAUUGAUGGUCUUUGUCGAGCACAUCAGUUUGAUGAUGCUUUAGCUUGUUUCAGUGAAAUGUUAGAGUGGGGUAUCUCUCCUAAUGCUGUCACAUACAAUAUAUUGAUUCGUUCUCUGUGUGUUAUUGGAGAUGUUGCUAGAUCAAUGAAACUCUUAAAAGACAUGCGAAAAGAUGGAAUAAGCCCUGAUAUUUUCUCUUUCAAUGCUCUCGUUCAAAGUUUUUGUAGGAUGGGAAAGGUUGAGAAAGCAGAGAAGACUUUUGUUUCCAUGUUCACCUUGGGUUUGAUUCCUGACAACUAUACUUAUGGUGCUCUUAUUAAGGCAUUGCUUGAAUCAGGGAGAUGUGAGGAAGCUAAGAAGAUGUUUUUUUCAAUGGAAGUGAAUGGUUGCGUUCCUGAUUCCUUCACACGCAAUUUGAUUUCAGAAAUUCUGGUUGCAAGGGAGACACAGGUCAUGUGGAAAUCUGAGAAAUUACCUGGUUACUCUUUCUCCUAUGUUAUGUAUGGAGCCGAGUGGCAUAGUUGGUUAUCAAGCUUACCACAUGUUGUAGGGAAUCUCUUGGGUGCAUACAAAGCCUCAUUCAAGGCAGAUGAAGAUGAGCCUGAAACAGGCACAGGAAUUGCAGGUGGUGUGCCCCAAACUGGAACAGGAAUUGGAGGUGGUGUGCCUCAAACAGGCACAGGCGUUGUAUAUGGUGAUCCAGCUGACAUUGUUGCCAAAGCCUUGCUAUGUUUCAACAAUAAAUAUUCUCAGAUAUACAGCAGCUGCGAAGAAGCCUACAGAUUGACCGAGGCAGGGAAUCUUAAUGUGCCUCCUGAAUACGUUGAUUCCUACUGCAGUGGACCAUGCCUUUCGGAGACACAUUUGGUGCUCAACUGCAUCGAAAACAUCAUGAAAAACUUUGUUUUCUAUAACAAAGCCACCAUAGAGGCUGUUCGAGACACAAUCAAGGCAGGAUGUAGCCAUGGUCUAGAAAGAGACUACAAGCCAGAUUCUGCUAGGACUAGGCUUCAUGUUCGCUGGGCGUGCUCUAUUGCUUUGAUAUUCGUGGUUGGAGGUUUCUUGCUUUCAGAGGGAAUACUCCCAGUUGAGAUGGUUUAA
This is a messenger RNA of Dovyalis caffra, 2736 nucleotides long. Lineage: Eukaryota; Viridiplantae; Streptophyta; Magnoliopsida; Malpighiales; Salicaceae. The record is from the annotation of a GenBank genome assembly.